This is a messenger RNA of Cladocopium goreaui, 3024 nucleotides long. Lineage: Eukaryota; Dinophyceae; Suessiales; Symbiodiniaceae. The record is from the annotation of a GenBank genome assembly.
AUGCCGCCGGCUUCAAAGCAGCCAAUGUCGCAAGAUGACAAGAGGGAGCUUCUACGCUUUAUGUAUCAGACCACGGCCAAGGGGAAUGGGAAAUCUUUUCAAGAUUGGCUGGCAGCCUGGCGCCAGUGCAUGAGACACUUCGAGCGGCAUGAAUCUACCGGUGAUUGGAGAUGGGUUGACCCUGCAUGGUCUUCGGAGUGGCAGCCGGCUUCUAGUGAAGCACAUGAUGUUGGCGGCCCUGGCCGGGGAAAAGGAAGCGGAGCAAAAAGUGUGGAUGGUAGCGCUGCAGCGGCCAGAGCUGCGAUGACUUUGGAGGAAGCUACUGAGUGGGCUGCAGAGUUGACUGCUACAAGUUCUCAGACUGCCAAGUGCGCUUCACCUGUUGUGGCCAAUGAUGGGAUGCCACGAUUUGUUGAGUUGCCCAAGGCCGGGCUUGGUCUUGAGCAUGUUGCACCAAGCCCAACAGCAAAAGGUGUACCUUUGCCAUCGCCCGCUGAAGCCCCUGCUGAGUGGCAAGGUGCUACUGGGCAGAUGGUUCUUUCUCCCUUUUCCAUUGAUGCUGUGAAGGGCUGGACACGUUGCAGUGCAGUUGCUUUCAUCGCUUUGGCCGUAUCCGAGAUGGAUGUCACGGACAAGGAAACCCAAGAUCUUUUGGUGCCGUUGCACAAAGUCUUGGAUAAAUCCUGGCUCCUGCCAAUGCACAUUGCCCUGGGCAUGAGCAAAGAUGAUCAAUCCUACCGCAAUUUGGCCCUCAGCUUCCGUGGUGCUGAAAGGCAAGCGCCAUCAGUCUUACAAAUGGCACUUCGCUUUUCCAAGGUCAUCGAUCGACAAGCUGCUUUGAUGAAUGGAAAUACUGAGGCCCGAUUGAAAAAGGUCGUGGGCCAGUUCAAUCAGAGCCCAGACCUUCACGUAAAGCACCAAGUGGACCAAGACAAAGAACGCACGAUCCUCAAUCUGAUCGUGGGAACCAGCAAGGAAGCACGAGAAAAGAUGAUGCACCACUUGGCAUUUGUCAAGUGGAAGGACUCUGCCUUCUCGUCUGAACAGCUCAGGACGACCAGAUGGCUUUUAGGCGCAAGGCCAAGAGGCCUUCCGGAGGCAUUGGUCCAGGUUUUGACUGUCACGCCUCUCGCCCAGUCAAUGCUGAUUGAGCUUCACAUCAAAGCGUUCCAAGAUGCCACCAGGCGACUCAAACCUUCGGCCUGGUGUCGCAAACGGGCAUCCCCGGAGGAGUUUGACAAGCUGGUCGACUAUGCAUGCAUCUUUGCAGCUUUGCGCACUGAAGCAAAGAAGGCCAACUCAGAUGCCACAGUGGACACCAAGCUCAUGCAAGCUUUCUUGGCCAAGGACUACUUCUCAGAUGUUGACGCUUUGGUGACGUCCAAAAGUCCACAAUUUCGCCUCCAGUCGCUGGCCGCAUGGGUGGAUCUGGUUGCACCCCCUGCUUUGCCUUCCUGCUUGCAGGCAGAGGCAACUGCUGAUGUUUUGGCAGCUCAGGAGCAAGCAGCUCAAAGCAAGUUCAACGAGAUCAAAAUCCGUUUGGCUGCAGAUUGUCAGAGCAUGAACAAGUACAAUCAAGAGCUCGACAAGUCAGCUGGAAAGCUUCAUGUGGCAAAGGUGCUCCAUGAGAAGACACAGCUGGAGAAGGGAAAGAAGGUGGUGGACGAGCACAUGCAAAACCAUUGUUGGGCCGGCUUGGUACCCGAGAUGGAGAUGCCAGUGGAGGUGGACACCAUUCUGAGGGCCACUGCUGCCAGGAACCAGGUUGGCGUGGAAAAAGUCAACAUCAUAGGAUGGGUCGACCUCACCAAGAAUGGAGUCCUUGGCCAAAAGGACGUGAACCGUGUGGAUCCUGAUGCAAUCAACCAGUUUUGCUCGUCGCAGCUCUGGCGCGAACAGCUCGUCCAGACCAAGUGCCGAGCGCUGGACGAGUCGGAGUUCAUCGUGCCAGCAACUGGCUUUCCAGUUUCUUCUGCCGAAGGCAGGAGGAAUUACACCGACGUGCAACCGACCAUGCUGGUCAAUGGUACCUUUUACGAUGGCUGUGUUGAGAAGGCUUGCAUCGACCUUGGGAUUGUCUCGGUUUCUCAGACCGACAAGCAGGCAGCCUUCAAUUGUGGCUUGGGGCUGUUGAAGUCGCACCUCAUCGAGAUGUGGAAGUCCCGGGAAGGCGUGAUGGCCCAGAAGACACCCAAGUACCAGCCGGAGCUUCCAGCAUCUGAAAUUGAAGGGCCUCCUGCCCAACCGGAGUUGCAGAUUUGCAGCUUCGUUGACAAUUGCCUGGUUCUGCCCAGAGAUAUCCGGACGGAGUUUCUUGCCGAUCCUGUGCGUGGACCGGAGUGGCGGAAGAUGGUCCAGGAAUUUGAUAGAUGCUUUGCUUCGAGUGUACCAAGAGAUUCCAACCCGGUGGAGUCAGAGGCAGCAACUGCAGCUGUAGCUGAUGGGCAGGCCUUUGAUUGGAUCUCACUCUUUCCCUCUGAGCCGCGGGAUGCUGCCAAAUGGCAUGAGAAGUAUGACGGGCAGGUGAAAGCCAAAUGCCAAUGGUGUCCGCAGUUGACUGCAUAUUUGGUGGACACCAAUGAUGCCGCUGAGGGUGAGCCUGUCAAGUUCAAACUCUUUGUGGAGGCGUCUGAAGAGUACAACUGCCCUGUGACCGAGCCGUUCCUGGCAUAUGGGGCAGGGACAUGGAUCCUGGACGCCAAGGCUGAGAGCUACAUCGAGGAGAAUCCCAACGGAUACAAAGCAGUGCUGUGCGAGUUCACCAGUGACGCUGCAGCUGUCGUGCUGGAGGAGAAUGGCUCUGAUGGCCCAAUCAAGUCCCUCAAAGAGGUGAUCCAGCAGUGUGAGGCGUCUGGCAUGGUUGAUUUUCAGCUUGCUGGCCAUGUCUUCUCACGGCCACCGGCUGUGGUGCAAGGCGUUUCUGUGGACCAGUGCCUGGGCACUCAACCAUUGCAUGUGCUUUUGUGGCUGAAGUUGCAUGUGUUUGCGCAUUCCUGUUGGAUGCUGUUUGCAUUUUCAAAUUAG